Molecule: messenger RNA, 4605 nt
Organism: Polyodon spathula (Mississippi paddlefish)
Lineage: Eukaryota; Metazoa; Chordata; Actinopteri; Acipenseriformes; Polyodontidae
Product: beta-1,3-N-acetylglucosaminyltransferase radical fringe-like
Exons: 10
Coding region: 435-1658 (407 amino acids)
Biological process (GO): regulation of Notch signaling pathway
Cellular component (GO): membrane
Molecular function (GO): O-fucosylpeptide 3-beta-N-acetylglucosaminyltransferase activity
Source: RefSeq, a predicted model, not a curated record
UGCAGCAGGACGGAGUCUCCUAGGCAAUGAUGCAGCGUUACAGGGAGGACGCAUCUCACUGACUGAAACACCUCAGCUUAAAAAAAAAAGAACUGAAGAUACACCGAGGGAGGGAUUUUGAACCAACCAAAGAAAGUGCACUGCUUAAUAUAGAACUGAGGACUUCCAACGAAGCUGAGUCCUUACAAGAUUAAAGAACCAAACAAAAGAAAACAGAGACGAACAAACAUCCCAGCAAGUUUUCAUAACACAUGCAAAAUAAUUGCUUUCUGAAAUGAUAGUGUUUUCACAUCGUUAGAACAUAACUACAACAUUGAAAGCAAUGGACGUAACAAUUCACCUGGCAAUAUUUGGGCAUGGCUCAAUGUAAUGAGGAUGGCAAGCGGAGGCAAGUCUGAGGCUGGCCCUGGUGGCUGAUCCAGGCUGACAAGGAAAUGCACCUCUCCCAGGUCGGAAUCAGCAAGCUCUGCUUCCUGCUCUCGCUGGUCUUCUGUGCCUUCCUGCUCCUCCUGAUCCCGGGCCUCCAACCUCUACGGAGGCAGGGCGACCUCCCCCAGCCACGUUCUCAAGGCAAGACGGGGUGGGUGAAAGGAGACAGCGUCGACCAGCAGCCUCUCAAACCCAACGUCCUCCAGCUCAUCAGGGCUGCGACUCCAGGUCCUGAUACUGAGGGGGUUUUGGAUAUGAAAGACUGGCCUGUAGGCCCGCUGCAAACUGUUGACGAGAGAAGCAACAGCGCUGAAGUCCUGGGCAGGAACCUGUCUGCCUACGAUCUGGAUAAAAGAGACUCAUUGGCUUACUCAAGUAGCAGCAGUCGCCAAGGCUUGCCAGUGAAGGAACCCUUGAAGCAGGGAGACAUAUUUAUUGCUGUGAAAACAACAAGGAAAUACCACAAAUCUAGGCUGGAUCUUCUGUUUCAGACCUGGAUAUCCAAAGCAAAAAAAGAAACUUUUAUUUUCACCGAUGGGGAAGAUAAGGAGCUAAGAGAAAAAGCAGGAGAUCACAUGAUUAAUACAAACUGCUCCGCUGCGCACACCCGACAGGCACUGUGCUGUAAAAUGUCUGUGGAAUAUGACAAGUUCAUCGAAUCAGGAAAAAAGUGGUUCUGUCACGUGGAUGACGAUAACUACGUGAACCUGGCCAGCCUGCUGCGCUUGCUGUCCUCCUACUCCCACACUCAGGACGUGUAUCUGGGCCGCCCCAGCCUGGAUCACCCCAUAGAGGCUGCCGAGAGAGUCAAGAGCGAUGGAUCGAUCUCUGUGAAGUUCUGGUUCGCCACUGGAGGGGCUGGUUUCUGUAUCAGCCGAGGGCUGGCACUCAAAAUGAGUCCUUGGGCCAGUCUGGGUAACUUCAUCAGCACUGCAGAGAAGAUCCGUCUCCCAGACGACUGCACUAUCGGCUACAUCAUCGAGGCCCUGCUGGAAGUGAAAAUGAUCCACAGCCGGCUGUUCCACUCCCACCUGGAAAACCUGCAGAGACUGCCCAUCAACACGGUCCUCAGCCAGGUGACAUUGAGCUACGGUGGGUUUGAAAGCCACAGGAAUGUCGUCAGCAUCGGUGGGGCAUUCUCACUGGUGGAGGAUCCCUCACGGUUCAAGACUGUACAUUGCCUUCUCUACUCUGAUACUAAAUGGUGUAGCAGUAAGAGAAGGCCAUGACUUGUCUACCUUCACCUCUGGGCUAUUGCAAUCCCUGUACAGAAGCUGCAAAACUGCACCAUUUAAUUAUUGUUAUUUUUUUUUUUAAAGAAAACCAAAUUAAACUGAGACGAUUUCCUCAAAGUCAAUAGGAGACUAAGCUGACACAAGAGAAAUCUAAUUGAUUAUUAAUAGAGUGUCACGCAGGAUUGAUAAAGGAGACAGAAAUCUAGGGCUGUUUUAAUGAAAAUCUAGUGUUGUUCAUUCAAUUGCAUUGCAUUAUCAAUAUAUUAAGCUCUGUUUAUAAAACUCUAGACGCCUAGCUGUGUCCAGUGGAAGUUAUAUCAAUUUUAUACAUGCUUAGAAAAUGAUGUUUUGUAAUACUACCAGUAAUUCUGUGCUUUACAUGGGAGUCUAAACAGGAUUUUUCAAUUGUGGGAUUCGCUAUUGUUACGACAUUGUCAGUCUGAUCUUCAUCAAAAGAGCCUGAAACUCUGCCCAUAGUCCUGAUGCAGGUCUAAAACCAGCGUGCCUGUUUAGAGGAGGUCCGGUCCAAAACCAGCAUGCCUGUUUAGAGGAGGUCCGGUCCAGUUUACUCCUAUUCCGAAUCCAUUUAAACAGACUGGUACUGGAGCCCUACACUGCUGGCCAGUGUGGGAUAGAUGGUAUUUCUACAACUUUGUAUGAAGUAAUUCCCUUUGUAUUAUGCUUCAGCCUGCAGCAGAAUACAAAUUAACUUGACAAGAGCAGAUUUCACUUUUGUCAACUUUAUAUGUUAUUUGUUUGCCCCGUAAGGGGAUAUCAUUUACCAUGUAAUUGCAUAGCAAUAUAGCAUAAUGUUGUCCUGUCCAUUUAAAUGAAGAAUACAAGUUGAAGGGUUCUGAUUUACACUCCAGUUGCAACACAACACAACCCCACCCCCCCCUCCCCUCCCCCCAGUUGUUUAGAUUGAUUCUGUGCUGUGAUGUCCAGUGUACUAAAAAAAAGUGUUGGAAGCUGCACGUCUACAAAUUAAACUCUGAUUCUCUUACUUUAAAACAUGGUCAAACAACUGGUCAUGUGUGCUUUAAUUAAUUCAAUUACAAAACCAGUUUCUUUAGGAACAACCAGCCUUUUCCUACUAUUGAAUGCAGUUUGCCCUGGAGAUCUUUAGGUUACUUUCUUAUUGAAGCAGCUUGACAAAUGGCUCCAUUGACCGCCUGUAGCUGUCUCUGAUGUUACACCCUUGUUCCUCCCUUUAAAAAAAAACAUUGGAAUAAUGAUGCAUUAUUAAUCAUUAGCUUGGUGCUUUGGUGUGAACACAGGAGGCUUUGAAGGAUGAUGGAGUUUUAUUGCUGUUAAGCAGCUAAGGAAUGAUGAUCAGAAGCUACCUGCCAUGUCUCUUGUGCACUGCUCUCUGUCUUCACCCUUGGUCAAGGCCACCUGUUUGUACUGUGCCAGCCGCUCUCUGUAAUGGCUGUGCCCUUGGCGCUGGAGUGUGUAGAAAGAGAGUUCAGUUCAAUAGCAGUCUUGUUUUCCUUUUCAGUCCCUUCGUUACUCUUAUCCCGUGGUGGUUUUGAUAAGAGGCUGGCUAAUCUCGGUUUUAGAUUUCCAGCUACUCCUUUCAAGCAUACAGAGAGAGUCUUGUGUUUAAAAAAAAAAAAAAAAAACAUCUAACUGCUAUACUGCUAAAUAGCUGUUUUCACAUUCUGGCUUUUUUUAUACUGGUGCAUUAUGUAAUCAUUCAUUUCAUUACAAACAUUUCAACUGCUUACCAAGUACGUUUUAUAAAGAUUUUACAAAUACACCACUCUAUUGAAAAGUUGCGUUUUCAUGUACUUGCUGUAAUGGUCCUUUGCUGUAAACCUUGAACUACAGCACCAUAUAGAUAACCAGACAUAGCACGUUUGUGUCUACAGCAAUGUAUUUGAAAAAUCUGCAGAUCUAAAUCGGAAGUUUAAACAAAAAGAGAAAUUUAGCACAUUUAAGAGCUGUUGUAGACUGAAAGCUUUCAAGGUUAAAUCUGAGUACUGUACUGUAAUGAAGGUUUGAGGAGUGUAAUGGUGUGUUACUGAAUAUGAGGUCGAUUUUAAGCACUAUAAUCCUCUCCAGCAUUUCUGGCGUCCCUCUUUAGCCACAGCACAGAAACGGUGAAGUCAGGAAAAUACAUGUUUGAUUUUUCACUAUAUAAUUAAAGUGCUUUGCCUUGACUGAAAUAUAAUUACAAAUGGUACUGGAAAAUAUAUUUUCAGCUCAAAUAUUUGUAUUCCCUUUUCCCCUCCAAGUAAGAUUGCAGGACUAAAUUGAGCAUGUUUGCAUUUGCUGUAGUGCACUCUAGUGGCAAUACUGUAUACAGCAGUUUUUAUUAUUUGCUGCCGUUGGUAUUAUUACCUACAAAUCAGUUGGCCUUUUAGCUACCUUUACUACACAUACACCAUGGAUCCGACAAAUAUGAAUUAAGGUGGUAAUGCUAGAUUAUUUUUUGUGUGUGUUUAAGAAUAUGGGAACCAGUAUCCAGAUGAACAUCGUUAAAGGUCCAAUCUGCAGUACUUCCUUAAAUCCUCUUAGUGUAAUUUAAAAUUAGUAAAUAGAGGCUGUCAAUUUAUAAUCUAUGUGCUCAGCACAUUGGUAGCUUGUUGUCAUGUGGUCCAGUUCAUGCUCGGUUUUGAACGGUAUAUUUAAAAAAAAAAAAAAUUAUACUAUUUGAGAGAAUUUGGUUUGAUCUGAAGUCUCCUGAAUUUAACGCAAGUAAUUCUUCUACCGUUUCCAAGCUUGGACAGGACAUGCAGAGACAAAGAUUACAACCAGUGGGUUCUGCUUUCUAAUCUGGUUUUAUAAAUACAUGUCUCUUACUUAUACCCUGAAAUGUAUAUAUUGUAUUUUUUUCUGUGAAGCUCUUAAACUUUUAACUGUCAAUAAUGAAAAAAAAAAAAAAUACAAUACAAUACAAUACAAAUAUUUUGUUCUUUUUUUUUCCCCUCAUGUGUUG